Molecule: messenger RNA, 2290 nt
Organism: Arabidopsis arenosa
Lineage: Eukaryota; Viridiplantae; Streptophyta; Magnoliopsida; Brassicales; Brassicaceae
Source: the annotation of a GenBank genome assembly
GCGUAUUUAUCUUUAUUUUGCUUUGUUGCGAUAGGAGAUAGGCUUGCACAUUAGAUGUCUUUCUCUGGAAACGACUACAGUAGGUUUCUAUCUCAAGGGAAUGCACUUGUUCCUCGUGCUUCCAGAUCUCAAUGGACUGUUCCUCGAUCUCAAGGGAAUGCAUCUAGAAACUGUAAUCCACCCUCACCAGCCAGUCAAAACCAACAAGCCGGUCUGUCUCCUCCACCAUCCAAUCCAAACUCGCCUAAUCCAUCUCAUUCAGCUACUCAACCACCAACUGGGCGUCUCAACGAUCUGACAUUGGAGGAGCUCCUUGACAGUCCGGGGCGUCAGUCUCUUCAGAGACUAGAUCCAAAUCGUCCUCCGGGAACUCUUUGGUUUGACAUUGAUGGUUCAGUUGCAGCUUCUGUCCGCAAGAUUUUUGAAAGAGAUUUCAAGGAACCUCAUGCCAAUUGGACACAGACUCCUGAUGCAGUGGUCAAUCGUUGGUAUGAGACUUUUGCGGGAAAGUGGAAGAAUAAAGGUGAUGAGGCAAAGCCUAAAUGGAUUGAUCCUGAAGUGUGGACUGGACUUGUUCGUUUUUGGCGUGAUCCUAAAUCAGAAAUUAGGAUCGGAGUAUCAACAGUAGAAAUGCUCGAUAUCAUGAUCCCGAUGGCCUUGUGUGAGGAGACUGGUGAUUCAACACCAGAUUUUCUGGUGGUUCUUGAGCAAACUCAUCGCAAACCUGAUGGGACUUUCAUUGAUAGAAAGUCAGAGGAGAUCUACAAGGAAGUGUCAUCAAGGAUUGAAGAGGAGGAGUCUCACCUGUUUACAGGGGAUAAUACAGAGAGCUCUGCUUCAGGUGGAUUAUCAGUGGCUGCCAAGAACAAGAUUUAUGCUCAGGUUGCUCCAAGGAAGAAAGGAAGGUUGUAUGGGGUUGGUUCUCUGCAGAAUGAAGCAUCCUCAGUCCAUGUUGGUCCACUGCCUACUCAUAAUGAUCGAGAGGUUCUAUUGGAGAAGCUUGCUGCUGCUGAAGCUCGCAUGUAUCGAGGACCAUCUGAACCGGCAAAUGCAGAAGCCACAAGAACUGCGGAGGGCAACGAGACCGGAGGCGAUCAGACCGGAACCGAUCAGACCGGAACCGAUCAGACCGGCGGAACUGAGACAGGAACUGCUACAUCUCGUGGUGGCCUUUUUGAAGCUUCUGCCAUUGAGAAACAUGAGCAAUGGAUGGCUCGAUUCAAUCGCGUUUACUCUGACGAAUCUGAGAAAAGAAAUCGGUUCGAAAUCUUCAAGAAGAAUUUGGAGUUCGUCCAGAGCUUCAACAUGAAUAAGAACACCACGUACAAGUUGGAUGUCAACGAGUUCUCUGAUCUCACUGACGAAGAAUUUCGGGCCACACACACUGGCCUAGUUGUGCCCGAGGAUAUAACAGGAAUUUCAACUCUGUCUUCGGAUAAAACGGUGCCGUUUAGAUAUGGUAAUGUUAGUGAUACUGGCGAGAGCAUGGAUUGGAGACAAGAGGGGGCUGUUACACCCGUUAAGUAUCAAGGCCGAUGUGGAGGAUGCUGGGCGUUUUCCGCGGUGGCGGCAGUGGAAGGCAUUACAAAGAUUACUAAAGGCGAGCUCGUAUCGCUAUCGGAGCAACAACUCUUAGACUGUGACAGAGACUACAAUCAAGGAUGUCAUGGAGGGAUAAUGUCUAAAGCUUUUGAGUACAUAAUCAAAAACCAAGGCAUCACUACAGAGGAUAACUAUCCAUAUCAAGAAUCACAACAAACUUGUAGUUCAUCAACUACCCUAUCAUCGUCUUUCCGUGCUGCUACAAUCAGCGGAUAUGAGACAGUUCCAAUGAAUAAUGAGGAAGCAUUGCUACAAGCGGUGUCUCAACAGCCUGUUUCCGUGGGGAUAGAAGGGACAGGAGCCGCGUUUAGGCACUACUCGGGCGGGAUAUUCAAUGGAGAAUGUGGGACGGAUUUGCAUCAUGCGGUCACGAUUGUUGGUUAUGGAAUGAGUGAAGAUGGGACUAAGUAUUGGGUGGUGAAGAAUUCUUGGGGGGAAACUUGGGGAGAAGAUGGUUUCAUGAGGGUCAAGAGAGACGUGGAUGCACCCCAAGGAAUGUGUGGUUUGGCCAUGCUUGCUUUCUAUCCACUUGCUUAAAUACAUGAAGAUUGAUUGGGUGUGCUUGAAGUAAUUGAAAAUACUCUGAUCAAUAUGUUAUUUUAAGAAACAUUAUGGUCCCCAUGUUUUUGUGGAAAUGGACUGAUAUUUUUGAUCUGAUGUGGUGGAAGAAUAAAAGCACUAGUAAGAA